Penicilliopsis zonata CBS 506.65 is the source of this 1617-nucleotide messenger RNA. RefSeq lists its product as hypothetical. The transcript has a single exon. Gene Ontology annotation, molecular function: transaminase activity; pyridoxal phosphate binding. Gene Ontology annotation, biological process: amino acid metabolic process; biosynthetic process. The record is from RefSeq and is a predicted model, not a curated record. NCBI's taxonomy places the organism in Eukaryota, Fungi, Ascomycota, Eurotiomycetes, Eurotiales, Aspergillaceae. The coding region runs from base 140 to 1483 and encodes 447 amino acids.
GCGCUCUCUUGAGGCCUCAACCUCUGGCAUCAGUCCCUCUCACUCCUGUUUCCGAUAUCGGCUGGGGGGAUAUAAAUACACCACACACCACACCCACUACAGACAUCAAGAGAAAACACAUCAGACAUCAUACACAAUCAUGGGUUCAGUCUCUGCCACCCCCUCUACCCCAACCCCCCCCAAACCCGCCGUCUUCUCGACGCGGGGCCAGGAUGCCGUCAAUGCCGGCAGGACGCGCAAGACGUGGGACAUCAUCAGCGACAUGUGGCAUGCGCAGACCAACCCGGACGGCAUCCUGUCCAUCGGCAUGGCGGAGAACUCGCUGAUGCACGAGACGAUGCUGGAGUACAUCAACGCCAACUCCCGCCUGUCGAGCGAGCAUCUCACCUACAACAACGGCAGCAUGGGCUCCCGGGCCCUGCGCGCCGCCGUUGCGCACUUCCUCAACCGCCAUUUCCAUCCCCGGCGCCGCGUCGAGCCCGCCCACGUCCUCAUGACCAACGGCUGCUCCUCCGCCAUCGAGCAUCUCAGCUUCGCCUUUUGCAACCCGGGCGAGGCCGUCCUGCUGAGCCGCCCCUACUACAGCACCUUUGUCGCCGACCUGACCCUGCGCCCGGAGGCCGUCGUCGUCCCCGUCGACAUGGACGGCCUCGACCCGCUGAGCCCGGAGGUCGUCGUCGCCCGCUACGAAAAGGCCGCCCAGGCGUACGAGGACCGCACGGGCAAGGCGGUCCGGGCCGUCAUGCUGUGCAACCCGCACAACCCGCUGGGCCGCUGCUACCCGCGCGCCACCGUCGACGCCCUGCUGCAGCUGUGCCAGAAGCGGCAGAUGCAUCUCAUCAGCGACGAGAUCUACGCGCUGUCGGUGUGGAAGAACACGGUGGAUGGCGGCGAGGAGAACCAGGCCCCCUUUGAGUCGCUGCUGUCGCGCGAUCUGACCGGCCUGAUCGAUCCCCAUCUGGUGCACGUUAUGUGGGGGAUGAGCAAGGAUUUCGGCGCCAACGGCUUGCGCGUCGGAGCCAUCAUCUCGCAGAGCAACGAGGACUUCCACGUUGCGCAGCGCUGCAUGUCGCUCUACUCGUUUGUCUCGAGCAUGUCGGACCAGAUCACCGCGCGCAUCCUGACCGACGACGCCUUCACCGACGCCUACAUCGCCGCCAACCAGGCCAAGCUGUCGGCCUCGCACGCCUACCUGGCGGGCGAGCUCAACAAGCACGGCAUCGACUACGCCCGGGGCUGCCAUGCCGGCUUCUUCCUGUGGGUGAACCUGGGCAAGAAGUACCGCGAGCUGCAUCCCGAGGACAAGACAGAGGGUCCUGCCUUUGCCGACAUGAUCUUCCAGAAGCUCAUGGACCAGAAGGUCUAUGUUGCGCAUGGGACCGCCUAUGGCUCGGAGAUUCCGGGCUGGUACCGGCUUGUGUUUUCCCAUCCGCUGCCUUGGCUGGAGGAGGCCAUGGCCCGUGUACUUCGUGCAAUCAAUUAGUUUAUACCCAUUAUGAUUAUGAGAAUAUGUUACAGACUAUUGUAGUAGUUAUCAAUUAGAAAGUUGCAGACAGUAUCAGCUAGACUAUGAUUAUUCAGUCAGAAAGUUCUGUGGAAUCAGAUUCUGCAUUAUGC